AUGCACCAGCGCAGCUGCAGAGCGAUCAAAGGCCUUGAGGGUGAAACGUUUGAAACCGUUCAAAGCGAAAUUGAUAAUAGCUAUGAUGGUGGAUCGAACGCAGCUGAACAGUUGGAUCGCUUUGAUUAUUCAAAUGUGCCUGAAAUUAAACCCGGAAUUAAGCUACCAAAAAAAGAUGAACAAUGGAAAACUGCCAACACCUACUUCGCUGCAACAUUGCCUUUAACAGAAAUCAACCCAUCUAACGUCAACGUUUCCAUAAAAACAAUGAACUCAGUCAUCUAUGAUUAUUUUCAGAUCAAUUAUGGAGUAUCAGACGACGUGAUUAAUACAAAUUUAAUUGAAAAAUACAAACACAAGACAAAAAGUUCACUCAAGUCUUGCCUGAAAUGUCUCAAAGAAUCACAAGCUCCUCUCUGUGAAAUUCGCUAUGUAUCUCGGCUUUUGCGUUCCAAGGUGGUACCAAACAGCGAUACAAACAACUGCAAUCAUGAUGCUGAAAUCCAGAAGAACUUUUGGGGAUAUGUUAAGAAAACUCUUAAAAAGGACAAAUCGAUUUUACCUUCCUUCAACGUAUUUGUGUGUACCGACUUCUUCCGCACUUUUUUUUGUAAACUCAAUCCCACAAAAUCUUUCAAAGUUCCAGACUGGAUCCCAUCUCUAUCUCUCCCUUCAGUUCCAUACAAUCUAGAUCCUCCUUCUUACCAUCAAAUCACGAAAGUUGUUCGUCGAAUGAAGUCGUCUGGUUCGCCUUGUCCGCUUGACAAGCUAUCAAUAAUACCUUUUAAAAGAUGUCCAUAUCUCCGUACAUACAUGACUGAGCUAAUUCGAAUAAUUUGGAGUUCGGGUGAUAUACCUGAGGAGUGGAAACUGGCCUGCACAGUGCUAAUCCAUAAACGGGGCGAUGCAUCUAAUCCUGAAAACUUCCGCCCUAUCACCCUUGAAACCAUUCCACUGAAAAUAUUCACAUCUUGCCUACGCGAUUCGAUGUUUGCAUUUCUCUCCGCAAACAUGUACAUUGAACACAGAAUUCAAAAAGGGUUUCUUCCAAGACUGUCUGGAACAUUCGAACAUACUGCACACAUGGCUUCUAUCAUUAAUAAAGCUCGAAUCAAACAGCGAGCUGUCGUCAUCACAUUACUAGACCUAAAAAAUGCUUUCGGUGAAGUCCAUCACAAUCUGAUCCCAGCAGUUCUUCGCUAUCACCACAUCCCUGAGCACAUUCAAAACAUUAUCUGCAGCCUUUAUGCUGAUUUUAAAACAUCUAUCAUAACCGAUACAUUUCGUACCCCUUUUAUACCGGUAGGCCGCGGUGUCCUUCAGGGUGAUUGCCUUAGCCCAUUAACCUUCAACCUUUGCUUUAAUACUUUCAUUCAUUACAUCUCAGAUAAUAAAUUCAACCAGUUCGGCUUCUAUACAAACUCCUUAAACCCUGUCCAUUGGUUUCAGUUCGCUGACGAUGCGGCAGUGGUUACUGGUCAAGAAAACGAAAAUCAAAUUCUCUUAAACCACUUCUCUAGAUGA
This is a messenger RNA of Rhopilema esculentum, 1524 nucleotides long. NCBI's taxonomy places the organism in Eukaryota, Metazoa, Cnidaria, Scyphozoa, Rhizostomeae, Rhizostomatidae. The record is from RefSeq and is a predicted model, not a curated record.